AAUUCGUCCUCGAACAUAAAAUGAAUUGUUUGGCCUUUUUGGAAUUUCAUAAUGCGCAGCUUCAAAGAAUUGUUGUCAUUUGCAUCCUCUAUCGUAGCAUCCUACUAAAAAUUCCAACAUUUUUUUUUGGUUGUAAAUCAUGGAUAAAUGAAAUUAAUAAAAAAUUCUUUGGCCAAAAUGAUUCACCGGAUAUUACAAUCGUUAUUUCCUUUUUAUUUUGUAUUUGCUGCUGCACAAUAUGAUUAUAAUGAUCGAACAGCAGUGAAUAAUCACCAGCAAAUUGAUUUAAAUCAUCGAUAUAAUCUUGUAAAUAAUCCAAAAAUAUUUAACAUUGGUGCAAUACUCAGUGAAUUCAAACACAUUGAAGCAUUUAUCAACGGGAUUCAAGAUGCAAGUAAUGAAUCAUUACCAGAUGGCAUGCGAUUACUUCCGAAAGCAUUUGAAAUGUCACAAAAUCCAAUACAUACUGCACGUGAUGUAUGUGAUAAAUUAAUCUCAUCCGAAGUUUAUGCAGUGAUUGUAUCACAUCCACAACAUGGUAAACAAUCACCGACAUCGGUUUCAUUCACUUGUGGUUUCUAUAAUAUUCCGGUGAUUGGAAUAUCGAAUCGAGAUAGUAGCCUAUCGAAUAAGAAUUUACAUCCAUUCUUUCUACGAACACUUCCACCAUUUUCACAUCAAGCCGAUGUAUGGAUCAAGAUGUUGUUGUAUUUGGAUUAUAAAAAUGUUGUCAUCAUUCAUAGUUCAGAUAGCGAUGGCCGAGCGACAUUGAAUCGUUUUCAAAAUCUGGCCGAUGCCAGUCAUAUUAAAAUUGAAUCCAUAAUUGAGUAUGAAACUGCGGGCAUGUUGAAUAUUGGUCAAGAUUUGAAAAAUGUUCGUGAUAAUUAUUAUUGUCGUGUACUAUUAUUAUAUGCAAAUGCUGAUGAUGCUGAAAUUAUUUUCCAUGAAAUACAUCGACAAGGAAUGGAUCAAUCGGGUUAUGUUUGGAUUGUAUCCGAACAGGUAUUUGAUCAAUUGAUUUUCAAUGAAUUUCAUAAGCUACAAAAUUGUUUUUCUUCAUCCAAGGCAUUGAAAGCAAAGAAUCGUUUUGAUGGUAUCUUGUCAUUACGUCUAGAAUUAUCCGAUGAAGAAUUAAUGAUCGGAGAUAGCGUUAAGAUAUUGACAAAUGCAUUAUUGGAUAUGUAUUAUCGACAUAAUAUCAGUGUACCACCAACAAAUUGUCGCCUUACAUCCUCGAAUAAAUGGCAAACCGGCCAGCUAUUUUAUGAUUAUCUCAAAAAACAAACACUAAAUGGACGUAGUGGACGUAUUACGUUCGAUUCAUCCGGUGAUCGAUUGUAUUCAGAAUAUGAAAUCUUAAAUAUUUAUGAUAAUAAUGAAAUUAGUGUUGGAAAAUAUUCAUUCGAUUCGAAUCAAAUGAAAAUGAAAUUAUCACUAUUAUUACACCUGAUACGAUGGUCCGGGAGAGAAAUGCAAAAACCAUUAGGUUAUUUUGUACCUAAACAUCUGAAAAUUGGUACAUUAGCCGAGAAGCCAUUUGUAUGGGCACGACGACCACCACUAUCGGAUGAUAGUAAUGAAUGUCAAAAAGAUCAAAUUUUUUGUCCAAAAUUUAACCAAACCACUGAUCAUUAUGAUAAUUAUUGCUGUCAAGGUUAUUGUGUUGAUCUUUUGAAAGAACUGGCAAAACGUCUGAAUUUCUCAUAUGAUCUUGAAUUGGUCAGCGACGGUCAAUACGGUAAUUUGAAUUUUGUUGAUGAAUCCGGCCCUAGAAUCUGGACUGGUCUGGUUGGCGAAUUAGUUAAUAGACGUAUCGAUAUGGUUGUUGCACCAUUGACAGCAAAUCCUGAACGAAGUCAAGUAAUUUCAUUCUCAAAACCAUUCAAAUAUGAAGGUAUCACGAUCCUACAGAAACGUCAACCACGUAAAGCUACAUUGGCAUCAUUUUUACAACCAUUCCAGAAUACAUUAUGGUUAUUAGUUUUGGUAUCCGUACAUAUUGUAGCAUUAGCCUUAUAUCUAUUGGAUCUAUUUAGUCCAUUGGGCAAUUAUAAAAUCAAUAAUGUUGCAUUAUCGGAUGAACCGUCAUUAAAUUUAUCCAGUGCUAUUUGGUUUUCAUGGGGUGUAUUACUUAAUAGCGGAAUUGGCGAAAGAACACCGCGAAGUUUCAGUGCAAGAGUACUUGGUAUGGUUUGGGCUGGUUUUGCUAUGAUUGUUGUAGCAUCAUAUACGGCAAAUUUAGCUGCCUUUCUUGUAUUGAAUCCACGUGAUGAUCAUACAUUAUCCGGUAUUGAAGAUUCAAGAUUACGAAAUCCAACCGAAAGUUUUACAUUUGCAACAGUCAAAGGAAGUGCAGUGGAAAUGUUUUUCCGUAGUCAAGUACAUUUAUUCAAUGCUUAUCGCACGAUGGAAGAAACAAAUCGUAAUAGUCCCGAAGAAGCAAUUGAGGCAAUCAAAAAAGGGGAAUUAGAUGCAUUCAUUUGGGAUUCACCACGAUUAGAAUAUGAAACAUCCCAGAAUUGUGAAUUUGUAUUGUCAGGUGAAUUGUUUGGCCGGUCUGGUUAUUGUAUUGGAUUACAAAAAAAUAGUUUCUGGACUGAUGAAGUUACAUUGGCUUUACUUCGUAUGCAUGAAAGUGGUUUCAUGGAAUCAUUGGAUAAUAAAUGGAUAUUAUCCGAUGAUAAAGACUGUGAAGGUAAAAUGGAACAUUUCCCAUACACAUUGGGUAUGAAAAAUAUGGCCGGUGUAUUCAUAUUGGUAUUUUCUGGUGUUAUUACUUCAUUUGGAUUGAUUAUCAUCGAAAUAAUCUAUAAAAAACGCAAAGCAAGAAAAUUACAUCGAUUAUCUAUUGCUAAAAAAAUGGCUAUUCGUUGGUUGGUUAAAGUUAAAAGAAAUCAUGCAAAAUAUAUGAUGAAAUCAUCAUCACAAUCACCAUCGAUGACAAUGAUAACAUCAAAAUCGAAAAAUAUUGAAAUCUAUGAUAAAAAUGACAAUCAAUUUGGUUAUCAAUCAUUUAUGAUACCACCACCGCCACCACCACCACAAAGAUCUGUGCCAUAUAUGUUGGAUCGACCAACGAACAAACAACAACGGACAGCCCAGCAAAAAAUCUAUGAAUUUAAACAAAGAAAAUUUCUUGGAUAUUAUUAAUUAAUCUGUGUUUAAAUCAACAAAUGCAUUGCUAUCCAUACGAUGGCCAUAAAUGUACAAAUGACUGACUGAAUUUCCCCUUUUCAAUGAAUUAUAUUCUUUAAAAUGUUAGAAUCUCGACUUA
Dermatophagoides farinae (American house dust mite) is the source of this 3274-nucleotide messenger RNA. Lineage: Eukaryota; Metazoa; Arthropoda; Arachnida; Sarcoptiformes; Pyroglyphidae. The record is from RefSeq and is a predicted model, not a curated record.